AAAAAAGUUAAAAAGAAAUUAGUGAUAGCAGAGAAAUUGUAAACUAAUACAGCCAAAGUUGUAACCAAGUGAUUUAUUGUUAAAAAAUGUAUUUAUGUACAUUUAACAACAAAUAAUGCCACAGCAACAACACCUUAACAAAAUAAACAAAAAAAGUGAAAAAAACAAUGUAAACAAAGAAAAAGUAUAGACAAAAUAUAAAAAGAAAAACAAUAAUAAUAAAUUUCAAAUAAUUAAAUAAUGAUAGAUGUUAAAAAAAACAGAAAUAAUUUUCAAAAAUUUCCAUUACUCAAGCAAAGAUGUAAUCCUGUAAUAGCAGUUAAACCAAAAACUGCUGUAAGAACCUCACAACAACCAACGACGACGACCACUCUUAAAAAUAAUACUAAAAAUCAACCAAACAAUUCUACAACAUUAACAAAAUCAAUACAUUCCACGAAAGCAGCAAGUCCCUUUAAAUGCAACGACAUUCCAACAAAUUCCAAUCCUGUAAGAGAAGCUAAUCAGCAAUUUUUCUUAGUUCCGGAAUUCAAAGAUCAAAAUUUUCUGAAAGCUGAGUGUGAAUUGGCACAUGCUCAAGUUUAUAAACCCUCAACAACCGAAAAAACAUCAAAUAAGAAAUUUUUGCCUGUGGUCAUUGAUAAUCGUCGUUCGAUCAAUAAUAUUACAAAUAGGUUUUCAUCGACUAAUAAUAAUUUGCCAGGGAAGUCAGCAGCUUUAGCUGCCACAAUAAAUGGGAUGCGACGAACUGGUAAUGGGAGUCAUUUGGGAACAACCACAGCGGUUGCCACGUCUAUCAAUAAGGCCAACUACUCUGGAUCACAGUUCAAAGGAUUAUCAUCUGCCACAGCCACAUCAUCAUCAUCAUCCACAUCAUCGUCUUCAACACCAGGCACCUCCAAUUCAUCCGCUAUUAAGAAAUCCUCAUCCAUCUAUACCACAACAAAUUCCUCCUAUAGUUCAGCAAAAUUAUUAUCACGCACCACAGUAAAACCGUUGGUGCAUCGCAGUGGCGCUACAACGUCAACAGCAGCAUCAGUUACACACUCAGCUAGUGGCGCCUUGUCGUCAUCAUCGUCGUCUUCGUCCCCAAACCAAAGUAAUAAUAACAACAAUAACGGUAGUAAUAGUAGCUUAAAUAGUAUAACAAAUUCCGGCAAUAACAAUAUGCAGACGUCUUUGGAUCAAGACGACAUUAAAUUCAUCGACAGUGAUGAGCAGCCAACAACGGGACCCAUGAUGUCCGAGCGUAAAUGCGAACAACCACGUUGUUGUUUAAAUCAUUCACACAGUUCUGGCGUAACCAAAAGUCGAGUCAGACCCAAGUCAACAAUUAUAUGUUCCACGUCGUCUGCCACAGCCACCUGCUCUGCGUCAUCGGCAAACAGUUUGGUUUUCGAAAAGGUCAACAACUACAAAUACGCCAAUGGUAGUUUACCCACGUCUGCCACCGAAAGACGCAAUGAAACGCCCAUUGACUCGAGUAGUAUUCGAGCGUCUAUUGAAAAAUUCAAUAGUUAUAGUGAACAGAAACGUUUACCGCUUAGCUCGGUAACGCUGCGUUCACACAGUGGCAGUGGCAGCACUAGUAAUUUACAACAUCACCGGCACAGCAGUGAUUUGGACAAUUGUAACCUGCGACUACCGAGUGGCGGUGGUGGCUCCUUAACUCGUACACCUUAUCGCAGUUCCGGCUCAACGGCUGGCAAAGUCAUCACUAGUAUUUAUCCGAAUGCCUCGGCUGCUGUAUCUUCGGCUUCGGCGCGCCAUCAUCACCAUCAUCAUCAUGCGCUAAGCAGUAGUCCGAGUAGUACUGGUAGUCUGCCUCUAAAAUCGAGUAAACAUUAUGUCCAAUCGGAAGAUUCAUCAUAUACAGGACUCUCCAGUUCUGUUGAUGGUGAUGUGAGCAAAAAGAAAUUAACCUCCAUAUCCGGUGGUCUUUGUAAUAACACAGACGACAACAGUGUUCGCAGUUCAGCAACUCUACGAAGUGUUCUACCGCCGGCUUCACCCACAUCAUCUCGUUACUAUGAUAGGGACAGCUCAAGAUCAGCAUUGUUGACUUCCUCAACGUCUCAUAAUCAUACAGACGAAAAUAAGAAAUCAACAGCUAGUGAUGAAGAAACUGAAGGCCUAUGUGGACUGAGAAAUAUCGGAAAUACAUGUUUUAUGAACUCCGUUAUUCAGUGUCUUAGUCACACAUAUGAAUUGACAAAAUACCUACGAAAUUAUAGCGCCACUAAAUCUCCAACGUCCAAGGAUCAACAAAUUUUAUAUGAAUUUUCCAAAUUAAUUAAGGAAAUGUGGACAAAUAAUGUAAAUAGUGUUACACCCAUGGAAUUAAAACGAUCCUUCUCCGCCAAACAUCGCAUGUACAGUGAUUACAAUCAACAAGACGCUCAAGAAUUCUUACGAUUCUUUUUGGAUUCGUUGCAUGGUGCCCUCAAUUCUGGUGCUAAAGGUGAUCAUUUAAAAAUAGAUGAUAACUUAAGCGACAAUAAAAAGGCCGAACUUACUUGGGAUUGGUAUGGCCGCCAUGAGAAUUCUUUAAUACGUGACUUAUUUGUGGGUCAACUUAAGAGUACUUUGAGAUGUACCACCUGCGGCAAUUGCAGUGUUACUUUUGAUCCUUUUUGGGAUUUAAGUGUUCCGCUGCCUUCCUCGUCGCGUUGCAAACUCGAUGCCUGUCUUGAUUUGUUUAUACGUGAGGAAGUUUUGGAUGGUGAUGAAAUGCCCACAUGUUCAAAAUGUCAAACACGGCGGAAAUGUACGAAAAGUUUUACAAUUCAACGAUUUCCAAAGUAUCUUGUUAUACAUUUGAAACGUUUCUCUGAAACACGCUGGAGUAAAUUAUCGAAUAUUGUUGAGUUUCCAACGGGUGAGCGUGAAUUGAAUAUGGGUCCCUAUGGUGCAAAUACCAAUUCAAAUAUUAACUAUUCUUUAUACGCUAUUUCAAAUCAUAUGGGCUCAACCGCUGGUGGCCAUUAUGUGGCUAUUUGCAAACAUCCUGUCUCAAAGAAAUGGCAUGAAUUUAAUGAUAAUCUUGUGAGUGAUUCAUUGUCUGAACAUCAUCUUGUCUCGUCCAGUGCCUAUAUAUUGUUCUAUGAACGUGCGUAAGUGGUUAUGAUGAUAAACUUCCUCGUGCAUAUUAAAAACACAAAAACGAAAUGAAUAACAAAACAGAAAAA
This is a messenger RNA of Calliphora vicina (urban bluebottle blowfly), 3188 nucleotides long. It is a transcript of the gene Usp2, whose product is annotated as Ubiquitin specific protease 2. Gene Ontology annotation, biological process: protein deubiquitination. Gene Ontology annotation, molecular function: cysteine-type deubiquitinase activity. Bases 241 to 3117 code for a protein of 958 amino acids. NCBI's taxonomy places the organism in Eukaryota, Metazoa, Arthropoda, Insecta, Diptera, Calliphoridae. The transcript is spliced from 9 exons. Gene Ontology annotation, cellular component: cytoplasm. The record is from RefSeq and is a predicted model, not a curated record.